AUGAAAGCUGGAGUGCAAUCUGACAAGCAACAAAAAGUUGUAAUUCGCUCAUUCUACGGUCCUAAGUACGAUGAGUACGGACGUCUUAUCUCACUGCAAGAGAACCGCGAGAACUUUGUUGAGUUGGAUGAAUUCGUUUAUGAGCUGACUGUUGGGGAAAAUGUGAUCAAACGCUCAUCCGAUGACUACCUCUGGACUGUGAAGGAUCGCACCACUUACACAGAAUUGUAUCACUACGUUAUGGCUGCCUUCGAUGGCAAAUACGAAUUGCCAUUAGACAUUAGCGAACCACACUCUGGUUUCCCAGAUCGUCUUCUCUUACCUAAGGGUUGGGAGAGUGGAUUCCCUGUGCAAUUGUUCUUCCACAUUGCGCCCUACCAAGCAUCCGUCGAGCAAUACUCCAACUUCGACUCAAGCUACAGCAGCGGCAUUGGUUCCGGCACACGUUAUAUUGACAACAAACCAUUCGGUUAUCCAUUAGAUCGUCCAAUUGAUGAAUCCGAACUGCUUUCAAUAUCUAACACCUACUUCAUGGAUGUGAGCAUCUACCACAACAACACCCUCAAGCAAUACUACAAGGAAUACGAGAACUUCGGUCACUUUGACUGCAGCUUCUACAAUAAUUACUACACCAAAUACUUCCAACAAACUUAAUAUAGGAUUGGAUAUAUUUAAGUAAAAUAAGGAAAUAUUGUCAAGUGGCUCUGAAGUCAUGAUUUAGUAUUGUAAGUGUUAAAGGAGCAAAAG
Molecule: messenger RNA, 747 nt
Organism: Anastrepha obliqua
Lineage: Eukaryota; Metazoa; Arthropoda; Insecta; Diptera; Tephritidae
Product: larval serum protein 1 beta chain-like
Exons: 2
Coding region: 1-654 (217 amino acids)
Source: RefSeq, a predicted model, not a curated record